GAAAGAAAACGCUACAAAAAGAAGCCGAUUAAUUUACCAGAGAUAGCUGUGCUAAUUAUGGAUUAAGCCGUUCGAUUGAAAAUCAUAAAAUCAAAUAACAACAAUCAAAGAAAUAUUUGGAUUUGAUCCAUAAACAGAUUUAAAGAUUUUGCAGUGAAAAUACCAAUUCAAAAAUGGGAAACACUAACAGCAUGAACAACAUGUCAAUGCUCGAUCAGAAAAGAUAUCAAGCGGAAUUUUUACGAUACUCGCAAAUACCGUACGAGAGUCAAUAUCAUCAGCAACAGAGCAUUCAUGCAUCAAACAUGAAUCUUCAUCAAUUCAACAAAUACAAGGAAGCGGUUGCAAAUCCCGUUAAAGUUUUACCUGACGUCAAGUUCGAACCAAAACUGAGGACAACGAAUAAUGGCGCAAUAUUACACUCUGGUGGAACGAUCAGUGGAAGAAAAGAUUCCGAUUGUGGCUUGCAUCGCUCAAAAAGUAUUUCUGAAACUCAAAAUACUUACCUGAGUAAUCCAAACGGGAUGCCAGCACCACCUCCACAAUUCCGAAUGCAAAGAGCUUCAACGCAAUUGUCAAUCAAUCUCAAUCAACCAUUGCGUGUGAAUUUAAAUAAAAACUUUGGCUCAACACAUGACUUGAAGUCGGCUGACAAUAAAAGUGUUGAAAAGCGACAACAAGAGAAACCUCGUGAGGUGAAGAAAGGUCGAGCACCGCCUCCGCCAGUUACCAAUCAAAAUAAUAAUAGAAUAAGGAUGACGCCACCACCAACAACACAAGCUCCCGAUCCACCAUUAUCUAAAACGAAAGCAAAAGUUCCCAUGGGGCAACGACUCUUUGGUGACACUCUGACAAAGAACCAUCAAAAUGCUGUUCGAAGCAUCCAACAACAACAACCGAAUGAAAGAGUUUCUCCAAUGAAACCAAAAGCAGAAAUGAACAGACCAACAGUAUCAAAAAUCAUUCCUUCUCCUACAAAGCCAACACAAAUGCUUAAAGUAAAUCCCACAUCUUACUUACGACGAGAAAGAACAUUUGACGUCACAUUAAUGCAAAAUGAAAAUAGGGAAAAAUUCAGACCGAAUUUCUCUCCACAAUUUCAAAGAAAACAAAUGAAUGAAUCAUCAAAACCAGUUGAGUUAAGACAAAUGUCAACUCAGGAAAGAUAUCGAGCUAGUGUAGCAACCAACAGAUCAUCAGCAGUUCCACAACAAUUUAAGUCUGAGCUUCAGAGUGCCACAAAAAUUCGUCGAUCAUUGGCUGGUACCAAUGCUGAAAAGAUGAGAACCAUCGAUAAGAAGCCAUUGAAGAAACCAAGCCCAGCGAUCGAGAAGCCAACGCUCGAGCACAAGAAGUCGUCUGACAAUAGUGCCAUCUCAAAUCCAACAGUGUCAGCUUCUUCAUCUUUCAAGUUUUCUAAUCCGAAGCAAUACAAUGCCAAGGAACCGGAAAUUGUGCAAUAUCAUCGUCAUGGUGAAGAAAUUCUUCCAUCAAACGAUGCGAAAGAAUCAAACGUAAAAGAUGAAAAUCAAGAUGCAAACAAUUUUUAUUUUGGAAUGCAAGAAGCGAGCGUCGAUACUGACAAUGAAGAUGAAAUCAAUGAAGCUGAACAAGCUCAAAUGGAAGCCAUAAAUAGAUUUGCUGAAGAUAUCUUUAAGAUGAGUAGUCGUGGUUCGAAUUAUAUGCCCAAUAGCCAAGUUUCUCCUGAAUCUGUAAUCUCAGAUCGUGAAUGUGACUCUGAUUCAGAUAUUUUAUUAAGUCUACGACCAACAUUGCCUCGUCGUCAACUUCAAAUUCCACGUUUCAGUCCCGUUGCUGCUUGGAAAUCAUUGCUUGUUGACACAAAUUUAACUGAAGCAAAGAAUAACAAGACCAACUCAAGCUUACUUCAACUUCAUGUUGCAGUUGAUGAUCAAAGACAAGAAACUAAAAUUGAAAGAAUUUAUCGUGAGCCAUCAUUCAAUCUUCAGCAAUUAGAUAAUAAAAGUGGAGACAGUGGAAUUUCAGCAGACAAAGAAAUUGGUGGAAAUAGUCCCGACAGUCAAAUGCCGCAAGCUUAUUUAAUUUUACAGAAAUUCCGAAAGACCGUUGCUGAUGCUUUCGGGUCGAUCACAAAUGUUAAUGAUAACAAGAUUCAGAUACAGAAUUAUGGAGUAGACAGUAACUGGUUAUUAAGUUCACAACCAAAUUCUAUUGACGAGUUUGCACAGCGAAAGGAAGGCGAAAGAACUCAAAUAAUUUCACAAAUGACCAGCGGCAAACAUGUUAUGUACUUGCCAACAAAUUUUGAAGAUGACCCGAAGUUUGAGACGACAGUUCGAUUGUCAUCAGUUGAACGCGAGACAUCACCGACAUAUAAGAAUCAUGAUGAUGAUGAAGAACAAUUCCAAACAAAAUUGAAAUCAAAGAAUCAUAAAUUCAAAUUUCAAAGCACAAUUCGUCAAGUUGAACGAAGAAAAAUUGCUGAGAAACUUUCACGAGAAGCUGAAGAAAAGGAAAUGAGAAGAUUGAGUGAAUUAGAAGCGAUGCAGAAAGUGGAAGAAGAAUUUCAACGAAAGCGUGCUCGUGAGAAGAAUAUGAUUCGACAUCAGUUGAGAAUUGCUUCGCUUGAAGAAAGUUACGAAUCGCAACAUGAUCAUGUUGGAAGAUCGAACUAUUACAAUGGAAAAAAUUACAAUGAACAUGAUGAAGAUGAAACUGACACACGAACGCCUUACAUCUCACGAAUCAUUGAAGCGAAGAGUCCAAAAGUCAUCAGCAGCCAGUAUAAAUCUUAAGAAUCGUUUAUUAUCCGGUGAUUCUAGUCAACACGACGCAGAAAUAAAAUUUCAUCAGCUGACAAAUUGCUGCGCAAAAAUUUAAUCUUUUACCGCUCGAUUAAAAAAAAAUAUUAAAAAAUCAUUUCUCGAAUAUUAAAUUUGUAUAAAAUAUAAAAAGAAUUAUAUUACUUAAUUAAUUGUUGAAUAAAAAUUUAUGAAUAAACAUGUAUCAAUACAGAA
Molecule: messenger RNA, 2999 nt
Organism: Clunio marinus
Lineage: Eukaryota; Metazoa; Arthropoda; Insecta; Diptera; Chironomidae
Source: the annotation of a GenBank genome assembly